This is a messenger RNA of Notolabrus celidotus (New Zealand spotty), 3296 nucleotides long. RefSeq names its product FLVCR heme transporter 2a (gene flvcr2a). The coding region runs from base 479 to 2008 and encodes 509 amino acids. Gene Ontology annotation, cellular component: membrane. NCBI's taxonomy places the organism in Eukaryota, Metazoa, Chordata, Actinopteri, Labriformes, Labridae. Gene Ontology annotation, molecular function: heme binding; heme transmembrane transporter activity. The transcript has 11 exons. Gene Ontology annotation, biological process: heme export; transmembrane transport. The record is from RefSeq and is a predicted model, not a curated record.
UGACGUGUCACAUUUCGUCAUCGUUUGCUGGGACCGUGCGUAAUGUCGGUGUUUCGUAGUAAAUCAAUGCUGCCGUGCUCCAGGUGCUGCUUGAAUCCGCGACAUAAGCUUGAAGGAGGAGUAUAACUCACAUAAAGAGACUCAUCACAUGACUGAAGAGGUGUUAAAUGACAGAACAGGCAGGCGAGUGUUGACACCAGCGGAGUCAGUCAGGUAUGUGGCUGCUGGCUUUCCAACAACACUCAUUAUAUUUGAAACUGCACCCCAGAUCCACUCAGAAGGAGUAAUUAGCAGUGAUCUCCACUUAAAGCACAGCAGGAGCGCUUGCUUUUGAUCAGCAUGUAGGAAAUACCUGCUGGGUGGGAGGGGCUUGUCAGGUAAACUGCUACGGUGUUAAAAGGACGCACACACAAGGAGAAAAUGUUUGCUCUUCCUCGCAGCAGUUAGGAGACGGCUGGAGAGAAAAGGGCGUUUCAACAUGAGCUCUCAGGAUGAAUUCUCUCAUGAGUGGAUGGACGGUUCUGUUAAAUCCGGAGACAAUGAUUGGACAACAAGGAAAGAGAGAACCAGUUUGGGAGAAUAUACUGAGCUUCCCCUACAGGACAGUUCAGAGACUUCAGUCCUGGACUCCUCACAGCUCUUCCCUCUGAUGGAGACCAAACUGUACAAGAGACGUUGGGUCAUGCUCUUCAUCUUCAGCGCCUACUCCAUGAGCAACUCCUUCAUGUGGCUGCAGUACAGCAUCAUCAGCAACAUCUUCAUGCGCUUCUACAGCAUUGGCACCCUGGCCAUCGACUGGCUUUCCAUGAUCUACUUCCUCACCUAUAUUCCCCUCAUCCUGCCAGUCAUGUGGCUGCUCGACAACCGGGGCAUGAGGGACGUGGUGGUGGUGGGCUCGGCCUUCAACUGCAUCGGGGCCUGGAUCAAGACGAGCACAGCCCACCCCAGCAUGUUCGCCAUGACCUUCUUCGGACAGUUUGUGUGCUCAGUAGCCACUGUUUUUAUCCUAGGGAUCCCAUCCAGACUUGCAUCCCUGUGGUUUGGGAAGCAGGAGGUGUCCACUGCCUGCUCCAUUGGAGUUCUGGGAAAUCAGAUGGGUAUUGCCAUUGGGUUCCUGGUCCCGCCCAUCCUUGUGCCUAAUGUAGAAGAUAUGGAUGAGCUGGCGCACCACAUCAGAAUCAUGUUCUACAUCAGUGCGGGAGUGGCCACCCUCAUCUUCAUCCUUGUCAUCAUCGUGUUCCAGGAGAGACCAGAGAUCCCUCCCACACAGGCCCAGGCUCAGGCAAGGAACAUCCCCCCCGAGGAGUACUCGUACACGGCAUCUAUCCUGAGGCUGCUGCGCAACAAACCCUUCAUGCUUCUGGUGGUCAGCUAUGGCCUGAACGUUGGCUGCUUCUAUGCUGUUUCCACACUGUUGAAUCGGAUGAUCAUCGAACACUAUCCUGGUGAAGAGGUGAACGCUGGGAGAAUUGGCCUGACUAUAGUCGUUGCUGGCAUGGUGGGGUCCCUCAUAUGUGGCAUUUGGCUGGACAAGACCAAAACCUACAAACAAACAACCCUGGGCAUUUAUCUCCUCUCUCUGAUUGGGAUGCUGGUCUACGCCUUCACCCUCAACCUGGGUCACCUGUGGUUGGUGUUUGUCAUGGCUGGAGUUCUGGGCUUCUUCAUGACAGGGUAUCUACCUCUAGGCUUUGAAUUUGCAGUAGAGCUCACUUAUCCAGAAUCAGAGGGAACCUCAUCAGGACUCCUCAACUGUUCCGCUCAGAUCUUUGGAAUCAUUUUCACCAUCGCCCAGGGGAAGAUCAUGGAUAAAUGGGGAACUUUAGCGGGAAACAUCUUCCUGUGCAUUUUUCUACUAGUAGGAUCGGUAAUGACAGGAUUCAUCAAAUCAGACCUCAGACGUCAGAAGGCCAACCAGCAGGUUGAGGUGCAGACAGCGAGUAAAAAAACAGCUGAAGUGGAAGGAGGCAUCUCACCACCCGCAGUCCUGACUGAGGUGAAGCUUUGAGGGGGACAGACACUACCUCACGCACAGAAACACUGACGCAUCGAUGCACAUACAGUACAUGUGCACAUUAGAGGAAGCUGCAGUGAGGAGUGAGCUUGAGAUGUUUAAUCAUAAUGAGCAGAUCCCUUUUUGAGACUUUUAUGUACUGUAUAACAUGAUGCUUUGGUAUGAACACCAGAGAGUCACACUGAAAUCCCAAGUGCAGCUUAGCUCAUCUGAAAGGAAGCACAAGUUAAUCAUGCACAAGGGGAAUGCACUUGGAACUUCAAUGCUUUAAAGAACAUCUUUAUGAAAAGCAGAUUGUAUUAUUUAAUUUAAUUUAGGUAUUUCACAUGUCUUUUUAAUGCUGUGCAGUUGCCUCUAAAGUGACUCCAAAAUUUACCACACUCUUUAACUGAUACUGACUUUUAACUGAAUCUUUCCCCAUGCUUCUACCAACCACCUCUGAUAGUUAAUAUCGUGCUCCAUUAAUCUUAUAAGCAAUAUUUAACUGUAAGUGUUGCCUGAUAGUGGACCAGUAUUUCCUGUAACUGGACGCUGUUGAAGGAGCGUGUUAUAUGCAAACUGUAACGUGUUCUCCUGUCAUGGCCUCCAUGAUCAGGAUCACAUGGGAGUAUUUGCUUCGUAAACUGCUGAUUUUAAACACGAUUGAUGCUGUGCAUCGAGUCGCACUCUGGAGGGUCAGUUUGUCCUCAUAAGACUGUAAGGGAUCCCUACUGGAAAUGUCGGGAUUUUUUUUUAACUGGAUCAACAUACGAGGGCGUAUGGAUCAUAUCAGACGAAGGAUCAGACAAUCAUGCUUCGAUCAACAUUUUGCACACGUUUUUUAUGUAAAAUUGUCUUAUAUGAUAAAGUUGUUACUGAGAAAUGUUCAUGUUUUGCUUGAUGUAUCAUGGCUAGUUUUGGUUUUACAAUGAUUUAAUGUGAAUUUUAUAGGUGAUAGUUAUUCUUUCAGUGGCAUCUUUUUUUUAAGUUUUAUUUUGGGGCGUCUUUGCCUUUAUUGGAUAGGACAGCAGAAGAGAGACUGGAAAUGUAGGGUGUAGAGAGCGGUGGAAGACAGGCAGCAAGUAGGGAACCAGCAACCUCUGCACCGAGGAGUAUAGCCUUGAUAUAUGGGGUGCACGCUUAAACCGCCAGGCCAUAUUACUGUGCUGUUAAAGGUUUCUGUACCCUUAAGAGUUUAUAUUUAACACUUACUGGAAUAAGAUCUCUUAGUGUAGUGUUUCAAUUUGUUUUUUGACACUGAGAUAAAAACGUCAUGAAACAAAAUAAAAUAACCUUUACUGAA